CGGCCGCGGGGAGGUGGCUGCGCUGGCGUAGACAGUCUCUAGCCAUGGUGGUGGUGACUACGGCGGCCAGCGCGGCCGCGGCGGCCCCCAAAGUGCUGCUCUUGUCCGGCCAGUCGGCCGCCGCCGCCGCCGCGGGAGUUCCGGGCGGCCGGACGCUGCCACUCAUGGUGCCGGGCCUGCGAGGAGCCGGGCCGGAGGCGAGCGGGGCGCCGCAGGCCCGCAAGCGGCAGCGCCUCACGCACCUGAGCCCAGAGGAGAAGGCGCUGCGGAGGAAACUGAAAAACAGAGUCGCAGCACAGACUGCCCGAGAUCGAAAGAAAGCUCGGAUGAGUGAGCUGGAACAGCAGGUGGUAGAUUUGGAAGAAGAGAACCAAAAACUUCUGUUAGAAAAUCAGCUUUUACGAGAGAAAACGCAUGGCCUUGUGAUUGAGAACCAGGAGUUAAGAAUGCGCUUGGGAAUGGAUGCUCUGGUUACUGAAGAGGAGCCAGAGGCAGAGACCAAGGGGAAUGGAGUGAGGCCGGUGGCCGGGUCUGCUGAGCGCAGCACUCAGACUACGUGCACCUCUGCAGCAGGUGCAGGCCCAGUUGUCACCUCCCCAGGACUUCUCCCCAUGGAUUCUGAUGCUGUUGACUCUUCAGACUGUGAGUCUGAUAUCCUUUUGGGCAUUCUGGACAAGUUGGACCCUGUCAUGUUUCUCAAAUGCCCUUCCCCAGAGUCUGCCAAUCUGGAGGAACUCCCAGAGGUCAACCCAGAAGAACCUAGUUCCUUACCAGCCUCCCUUUCUCUGUCAAUGGGGACCUCAUCAGCCAAGCUGGAAGCCAUUAAUGAACUCAUUCGUUUUGACCAUGUAUACACCAAGCCUCUAGUCUUAGAGAUCCCCUCUGAGACAGAGAGCCAAACUAAUGUGGUCGUGAAAAUUGAGGAAGCACCUCUCAGCCCCUCAGAGACAGAUCACCCUGAAUUCAUUGUCUCAGUGAAGAAAGAACCUUUGGAAGGUGACUUAAUUCCUGAACUGGGCAUCUCAAAUCUGCUUUCAUCUAGCCACUGUCUGAAGCCACCUUCUUGCCUGCUGGAUGCUUACAGUGACUGUAGCUAUGAGGGCUCCCCUUCCCCCUUCAGUGACAUGUCCUCUCCACUUGGUACAGACCAUUCUUGGGAGGACACUUUUGCCAAUGAACUCUUUCCCCAGCUGAUUAGUGUCUAAGGAGCCUCCCAACAUUGGGCCCUUUUCCUUGACUAUUACACUGCCUAGAGGAUAGCAGAGAGGCCUGUCUAUGCUUCACUGAAAAAGUCCAAAGUAGAGGUGUAUGGCCCUAGAGAAUGCCUCUAAAGUAUUUGUUCAGAACUUAUAGAGGAUUUUAAGUAUUGUGUUUUGAUAUUCAGCAGUCCAAGGUAUUCAAAGAUACUAUAUAAUUCUGAACUCCAGCUUUUGAGAUAGUAUUUUUAUCUUAAAGGUAGUAGUGUGCCCUAUAAUACUUAUAGCAAGGGUCAUUUGACAUGUGUCUUUAUAAUUAUUUUUGUCUCAAGUAGCCCAGGCUGGCCUCAAACUCACCUAUGUAGCUGAGGCUGACUGGAACCCCUGAGCCUCCUGCCUCCACCUCCCAGAUGCUGGGCAUACAGGUGUGUACCACCAUGCCUGCCUUCUGACAUGUCUUAAAGUGGACAUGGAAUUUAUGAACAGACUUUAUCAUUUCUCCCCUUCUCUGCAUCCCAGGUCUGCCUCUGGUUUUAGGUACUUUAGUUUGCUUUUACAAGCAGACCUGAGGGGGCUCCUUUUCCCUCACGUACAGUUCAAGUGAAGAUCAAGAAUCUUUGUAAAAUUAUAGAAAUUUACUAUGUAAAUGCUUGAUGGAAUCUUUUCCUGCUAGUGUAGCUUUUGGAAGGUGCUUUCUCCAUUUAUUUAAAAUGACCCAUGCAAUUAAAAAAGCAUCACAGCA
Nannospalax galili (Upper Galilee mountains blind mole rat) is the source of this 1938-nucleotide messenger RNA. RefSeq names its product X-box binding protein 1 (gene Xbp1). Gene Ontology annotation, cellular component: nucleus. The record is from RefSeq and is a predicted model, not a curated record. Gene Ontology annotation, molecular function: DNA-binding transcription factor activity, RNA polymerase II-specific; RNA polymerase II transcription regulatory region sequence-specific DNA binding. Lineage: Eukaryota; Metazoa; Chordata; Mammalia; Rodentia; Spalacidae.